Peromyscus leucopus (white-footed mouse) is the source of this 4372-nucleotide messenger RNA. Its product is annotated as protocadherin gamma-B1-like. Gene Ontology annotation, molecular function: calcium ion binding. Bases 1040 to 3448 code for a protein of 802 amino acids. The transcript has a single exon. Lineage: Eukaryota; Metazoa; Chordata; Mammalia; Rodentia; Cricetidae. The record is from RefSeq and is a predicted model, not a curated record. Gene Ontology annotation, biological process: homophilic cell-cell adhesion. Gene Ontology annotation, cellular component: plasma membrane.
GAGUGCACAUGUAUAUACACAUACACCUAAACACAAAAUAAAUAAAUAUAAUAAAGUGUAAAUAAUAACAUUAACUGCUUAAAGACUGUCAGUGUCUCACCAAGAGUUACUAGCAGUCAAUAACAUGUUAUUGAUUAAUGGUAUUAAACUGGUUGACGGUAAGAAUUCAGUCUAUAGAGUAUUGCAUAUUUAGAAAGAAUUUGUUUCAUAAAAAUAAACGUGGCUUACACAAGAUUCACCAUUAUAAAAGCCCCAAACGCUACAUUGGUACCUUUAAUAGUCUAUCAGGCUCCGUGUACUUAACUGAAAACAGUAUGCUUUGCAAAGACUAUCAGUGCAUUAAAAAAUCUCUGGCGACACUCUCCUCUCUUUUGCAAAGACUAUCUCUGAAAAGUUUUGCUGAAUUGAUAAAAUACACAGAGAAAUUAAAAUACCAAAUAAAGAAGUUACUUCAAUAAACUUGCAGAAAGGUAAAGAUCAGAGUCCACUGGUUAAUGAGGGUAAAAAUGCACUCACUUAUUGGAUACAACAGUCAGGCCUGAGUUUAGUAGUGCCAUACAGUGAAGUCAUUGGUAGCAUUUUUCUCCAAAACUGGAAAAAGGAAAAAAGUACGUCUUGUGAAGUGGAAAAUAUGAAUAAAUAACGAUGAAACAUUCAUGAAAUGAUAAUAAACAAGAAAAUAACAAAACUAAAGGAAAAUGUGGAUACCUGGUUCCUUCAAGCAAAUUAAAAGUCCAAACAAGAGCUCUGGGGAUACAUAGCUGCACGAUACGCAGUUUUACAAGACAACCUCUAGGCGCCGCUGUUGACCAAAGAGAAGAGAAAGGUUCCCUGUUCCGCAGGGUCCAGCUAGGGCUUUGCCUGCUUUUUCCUGCACCUAUGAGAACGUACGUCCGGCUCCUGUGCACCCUUGAAGCGCCUGACAAAUCCUGCCUUAAAAUCACAAACAUCUAGGGCACAGACUGUCUUCUUUAAAACCUCGAAAAGAAGCUUCCCUGCGAGCUCAGAACGGCAGAGCAACCCCAGAGGCGUUGAAACGAUGGCAAAUCAGGUACUGCUUCACUUUCUGAUGCCUUUGUUCUGGGGCGCCAUCUCCCAGCCUAUCCUCUACUCCAUUCCGGAGGAGCUGGCCAAGGGCUCCCUGGUGGGGAACCUCGCCCAGGAUCUGGGGCUCAGUGUCCAGGAACUGCCAGCUCGAAACCUGAGAGUUAGUGCAGAGGAUUAUUUCAGCGUUAGUGCAGAGGGUGGGGAUUUGUUGGUGAGUGGCAGGAUAGACAGAGAGAAGAUUUGCGGGAAGAAACCUGAGUGUGCACUAGAAUUUGAAUCGGUUACUGAAAACCCGAUGAAUAUUUUCCACGUAAUUGUUGCCAUCCAAGAUAUUAAUGAUAAUGCACCACAUUUCUUUGGGAAAAGCAUUGAAUUGGAGAUCUGUGAGUCUGCCUUACCAGGAGUAAAAUUCCCUCUGGACUCUGCACGAGAUGCAGACGUGGGAGGCAACUCACUGAAGAUGUACACUAUCAGCCCCAAUCCACACUUCUCCUUGUCAACGAAGGAAAGUCCGGAUGGAAGUAAAUACCCAGAAUUACUGCUGGAAAAACUUCUAGACAGGGAGCAUCAGAGCUCCCAUCACUUAAUCCUGACCGCCAUCGAUGGCGGAGACCCACCCCUAAGCAGUACCACCCAGAUCUGGAUCAAAGUCACCGACGCCAAUGAUAAUGCUCCAGUGUUCAGCCAGGACAUUUACAAAGCUAGCCUCCAUGAAAACAUGCCCCGGGGAACCUUCGUGCUGCAAGUGAGAGCCACAGAUCAGGAUGAGGGUGUUAAUGGAGAGAUCACCUAUGCCUUCCUUAAUGGCCCGGCAAGUACUAACCUCAUCUUCAGUCUCAACCCAAAUACUGGAGCUAUCACAACUAACGGGACACUGGAUUUUGAAGAAAAGAGCAGAUACAUGUUGGGUGUAGAAGCCAGGGACGGAGGGGUGCACACAGCUCACUGUAAUGUGGAGAUUGAAAUUCUUGACGAGAAUGACAACGCCCCAGAGGUGACAUUCAUGUCCUUUUCUAACCAAGUUCCGGAGGACUCAGCCCUUGGAACAGUAAUAGCCCUCAUUAAAGUUCGAGACAAGGAUUCUGGACAAAAUGGUCUGGUGGCAUGCCGUAUUCAGGAAGAACUUCCCUUCAAAUUACAACCCACCUCCAAGAAUUAUUACAAGCUGGUGAUAGACAGGGCCCUAAACCGGGAACAGACCUCAGAGUACAACAUCACUAUCACAGCUACCGACAGUGGCAAGCCAUCCCUUUCAUCCAAGACACGUGUGACUGUGCACAUCACAGACAUCAACGACAAUGCACCGGUUUUCCACCAGGCCUCCUACCUGGUCCACGUGGCUGAAAACAACCCACCUGGAGCCUCCAUCGCUCAAGUCAGCGCCUCUGAUCCCGAUUUGGGAUCCAAUGGUCACAUCUCCUACUCCAUCAUAGCCAGCGACCUAGAGCCAAAGGCACUAUCCUCUUUCGUUUCCGUGAACCAGGACAGCGGAGUGGUGUUCGCUCAGCGCGCCUUCGACCACGAGCAGCUGCGCUCCUUCCAGCUGACUCUGCAGGCGCGCGACCAGGGCUCGCCCGCGCUCAGCGCCAACGUGAGCAUGCGCGUGCUGGUGGGCGACCGCAACGACAACGCGCCGCGCGUGCUGUACCCCGCGCUCGAGCCCGACGGUUCUGCGCUCUUCGACAUGGUACCGCGCGCCGCCGAACCCGGAUACCUGGUCACUAAGGUGGUGGCUGUGGACGCAGACUCGGGACACAACGCCUGGCUGUCAUACCAUGUGCUGCAGGCCAGCGAUCCCGGGCUCUUCAGCCUGGGGCUGCGCACUGGCGAGGUGCGCACAGCGCGUGCCUUGGGCGACAGGGACGCUGCGAGGCAGCGCCUUCUGGUCGCUGUGCGCGAUGGUGGACAGCCACCGCUCUCGGCUACAGCCACGCUGCACUUGAUCUUUGCUGACAGCCUGCAGGAGGUCCUGCCAGACCUCAGUGAUGACCCUCUGCCCUCUGACCCCCAGAGUGAGCUUCAGUUUUACCUGGUGGUGGCCUUGGCCCUGAUCUCAGUACUCUUCCUUCUGGCGGUGAUUCUGGCUAUAGCCCUGCGCCUGCGCAGCUCCUCCAGGUCAGCUGGCUGGGGCUGCUUUCAGCCUGGUCUCAGCUGGAAGUCUCAAGCUGUGGUUCCUCCCAACUGCAGCGAGGGGACAUUGCCCUAUUCUUAUAAUCUAUGUGUUGCCUCGCAUUCUACGACUACAGCGGGAUUUAAUUUUCUCCACGUGGCACCAGAGGUUGCUCCCCCUCAGGAUCUCCUGUGUGAUGAUCCUUCUGUGGCUGUAUGUGGCAAUAAUGAAGAUCCUAAAAUCUCGUACGACUCUUCUUCUCUUCAGGUAAGUUUCUGCCGAGCUACUUAAAUAUUAUUUCUUGUAUUUGCUUCUUGGUCGUGCACAAAUUAAUCAGUUUGGGUCUUUUUUCAUAGUUUGGGGGCUAUUUAUUGAGAGAAGCGUUGUGGAUACAUAAAGAUUAGUUUUUGGUUACCUGGUCAUCUUGGAAAUGACCUGAUUACCAGUUCCAGUCCUUACUAUUGGUUGUUUCUGCGUAACUAGCAAAUCUUGCUGCAGACUGUUUCCUAUAGGUCAACAUCCUUAAUAACAUUAGUUCCCUUUCUUACUUGAUUUGUGAGGCUGCUUUUUUUUAAAAAAAAAUAAUCUUUAACUUUUCAUAAGCAUAUUGGUAUUUCUUUCUGCCUAAAUUAAAGUUUAUGGUCAUCUUCACCAAUUACCUUUUCUCACUUGAACAACUUUUCAUUUCAACACAUCUGUAAGUAAGUCUGUUAGCCCUUAUUGUCUUACCACGAGUACCAAAGAGUACCACAUUUUGUAUUUGAAUCACUAACUUUGGGCCAAUAUUAUUCUCACUUAAAAUCUCACCCAAAUUUCUCUUUUUAACACUUACUUGUGGGGAGUGAGGCACACAUGUGCCAUGGCAAGCAUGUGGAGCUUAAAGGACAAUAUGGGGGUCAGUUUGUUCCUCUCACCCAUGGAACCCCAGGAUCAAACUCAUCAGAUUGUCGGACUUGCCUGUAAGAGCUUUUACCACCUGAACCAUCGUGUUGACCCCUCCACGGAUCUUUUGACUAUUGUCUAGUCAUUUAUUUUAUGCUCGUUCUACUCUGUCACCACUGUAGUAAGGACUGUGAUGAUCUAUUUAUGAAACAUCAUAUCUUUCCUGUUAUUUUAAUAUAAUUCCUGUGAGUCGAAUCUGCAAACAUUUUGACAUUUUAUGCAUAUUUUCGGUUCUUUUCAAGACAUCAUUUUUGUUUUGUUUUGUUUUGUUUU